Fraxinus pennsylvanica is the source of this 1032-nucleotide messenger RNA. NCBI's taxonomy places the organism in Eukaryota, Viridiplantae, Streptophyta, Magnoliopsida, Lamiales, Oleaceae. The record is from the annotation of a GenBank genome assembly.
AUGACUGGUGGAAACGGCCUUAAAAGCUACACCAAAAACUCAUCAUACCAGAGAGGUGUUAUUGAUGCAGCCAAAUCACACAUUCAAGGUGCCAUUGCUAAGAAGCUUCAACCAGAAAACUUAGAGACAUUUUCGGUUGCUGAUUUAGGUUGUUCAGUUGGACCUAACACUUUCUUUGCUGUUCAAAACAUUCUUGAAUCUGUUAAACUCAAGUACAAAACCCAUGAACCCAAUUCCAAAAUCCCAGAAUUUCAAGUUUUCUUCAAUGACCAUUCAAUGAAUGAUUUCAAUACCCUCUUCAAGUGUCUCCCACCCAAUAGGGAAUAUUAUGCUUCAGGUGUUCCAGGAUCCUUCUAUUCUCGCUUGUUUCUACGAGGAUCUCUCCACUUUGUGCACUCUUCGUAUUCUCUCCACUGGCUAUCUCAAGUGCCCAAAGAGGUUACAAAUAGAAAGUCACUUGCUUGGAACAAUGGGAGAAUUUAUCACAUUCAUGCUAGAGAAGAAGUAACUAAGGCAUACUCAAUGCAGCAUGCCAUGGAUAUGACCAACUUUCUGAGUGCAAGAGCUGAAGAGGUAGUACCCGGUGGCCUUGUUGCCAUUGUUGUCCCGGCUCGCCCAAACGGAACCCCUCAUGCUCAAGUCAUUUUUAACAUGAUGUUUGAUCUCUUGGGAUCUUCUCUCAUGGAACUCUCCAAAAAGGGACUUAUUGAUGAAGAGAGGGUGGAUUCAUUUAACAUACCAGCUUACUGCACAUGUCCUCAAGAACUAGAAGCAGUAAUACAGAAAAAUGGAUGUUUUAGCAUAGAAAGAAUGAAGAGUUUGUCCACGGUGAUAGCACCGGACACUCGCCAUAGGCCACAAGAUGUGUCAUUGAGCAUUCGAGCUAUUACUGAGGAACUAAUCAGGGAACAAUUUGGAGCUGAGAUUUUAGAUGAACUUUUCCACCUCUUCACAAACAAAGUUGGGGAGGCACAUCAGGAUAUAGCGUCAGGAAUAGCUCUCAACUUGUUUUUGUUGCUUAAACGCAAUUGA